AGUUUGGGCCCUGUUUAGAAGAAAGAAUCUGUUGCCAUUUGAGAUUUUUUCCCAGAACCUCCAGCUUCUGUUGUCCCAUCAUGGGUGGGGUCUGUGAGCCCUGCUUUGGCGGUGGAAUGGCACAUUUUGGUGCAUGGAAUGCCUCAUGAAGGAUCCUUUAGUGGAGACUGAUAGCACUGGAGGUGGCUUGGGUACCUGCUCAGCAGGAUCCCUGCAGCCUUUCCCUGGAGAUAAAGAGUUGCUUGCUUUGGCUGGUCAGCUUUCAUACCUCGCUCUAGACUGUGUCCUGUUUCACAGCUUUGGCUCUCCACGGUGUGCUGGUGGUUUUGAUACACCUGCACACUAAAGGGAAGCCAUGCCCUGCUUCAGACUUGUGCCUGUGUUGCCUAUAAUCAAAAGAAAAAAAGCCCCUUGAGUUAGAACAGUAAAGUAAAAAGCUGACCUUUAUUUGGAAGCUUCCAGGUGUCCUGGUGGCGAUGGGAACACCCAGAACUGAAUUUCUACAAUUUUAUAAUGUUAAUUAAGUAGGAUAUCUAACAGGUACAUCCUAUAGGGGAUUCAGUUGCCCCAGUAACCUAUCCCUGGGUCAGCCCCUUGGAGCUGCUCCAAGGGGUUCUCUGCCUCACUUCUUAUUAUGCCUUAUUGCAGGUCCCCUCCUUGAAAUAAGACUAAACAAUAUUUCAGGAGUGUGUUUAGAAUGUCAGCUUAUUGUGCUAAAAUCUAGGGGGAAAGGAUAGGAAAACUACUGGAGCUGCAGCCAUGCAUUAGCAAUCUACAAAUGUAGUAAAAAUAUAUAAAAAGCUUGAGCAUCAUUCCCCCCCUUUAGAGCCUUGACAAUAUAGAAUUAUAGGCAACACUUGUACUUUUCCUCUGCAUUACCAGCUGAAAGCAGCUUCCCCUCUGAGCACUCUUAUCCUGGGAUGAGGCUCCCAGCCCAGGGAUGAUCCUUCAGUGCAGGUGUGAGAAAGCUCAGCCAGUGGGAGCUGAUCACUGCCCACACCAGCUUUUGAGCUCAAGUGCUGGGUAUUACCUGCCUGUCCAUGUUGUGUUUGGUUUAUUCUUAGCAUCCAAUCCCAGACAGGCACGGUGACAUCAGCUUUCAGCAGAGCUGCCUCUCUGGCACAACACAAGGGUGCUCCUGGAUUGCCUCUGCAGGUGUUUGCUCUAAUUUUCAGUUGUGUCUGGGUUUGUGGGUGCUCACAGCAGGACUCCAGGCUCAAAUCAUGGGGAUUCUCAGUGCUCCCUGCCAGUGGAGCAGCUGUUGGAACACACUCUGGAAUUUUCAGUUUCUUGGUGCUGCUGCUGAGAAGCCAGGUUAACCUCAGCCACCUCCCUGGGCGUGUUCAAACAAGAAGCCUUUGGUUAGAGGGAGCGAUGAGCUCGAAGGGAAUGUGCAGCCUGGUGCAAAUUUGGUGUGAGCUGUCAGCGUGUCCCUGUGGCUCAGGGCAGGGAGGGGACAGCAGGGCCCAGGGGAAGAGCAGCUGUGGGCAAACUCACAGCUGUGUGCUGCCCUCCCCUUCCAGCACGGGAUUGACACCAACAUCUCGACCCAUCUGUCAGACUUUCUCUUCCAACAAAAUGUUUGGAAGGGCCCUUUUGCCCCUGGAAGCCCUGGGCUGGUGGCUCAGCUGCUGCUGCAGUGCCUCAGCCAGGUUUGUGCUCCACCCCGAGCUCCUGCGGCAGCUGCGUGCCGGCAGUGGGGCUCUGGUUCCUCCUCUCCUCCUGGAGCUGUGGCUGUUGCAGGAGGCCCUGGUGCCUCUCCAGAGCAGUGCCCACGCUGUGGGUGCAGGGGCAGAGCAAGCAGGGCAGUGUGGCUGGGAGCCUGCUGCUGCUCAGGCUGACAAUAGGGGCUUUCUUUCCAUCCCGCCUCCUGGGCCGCUGUACAGAAUGAGAAUUAGCAUUGGCCUGGAGGAAUGUGUGGAAUAAGCCCUGGAUUUGGUGGUGGGAGAGUUGUCUGGCAGGAACUCCUCAAGUUUGAAUCCAGUGGCGUUGGAAUGCAGCCCCCCGCUCCAUGGAGGCAGCUCCUGCACUGGAGGGGGGUUUGAUGGAGACAGGGGGGUUCUGCUGCCACAGAGGGGUUCUCUGAUGUGGAGAAGUGUUGCUAACACUUGUACAGCCUCUGUGAGCUGCUCCCUCUGAGCUGGCUCCUCUGGUUCCUGAGGGGCCACUCUGGUUUUAAAGAAGUCAGAGGCUUUCACAUCACGAUCCCCUGCUCUUGAGCAGUCCUGCUGCAGGUGUUUCAUCCGUGACACUGGAAUUGUGGGCACACGAGGGAUGUGGAGGGCUGCACGCAGGGGAGGUGAACACUGGCAGCCCUGGGGAAGAGGAAUUUCAAGCAGAGAAAACAGAGGAGGGAGCUGGGGCAGUCUCUGACCAGAGAGCAGGCUGGGCUGCAGUGAUGGUGUUAAAAAGAGACAGCCACAAAAGUUGUUCAUUAAUGAUCUUUUGCUUUCCUGGGUGAAAAGGAUCUAGAGAAUUAAACUUUCCACCGCUGACACGGCAGUUCUGGGGGCAAUAAAACUGCUGAGCUGCUGGAGUUUGGCUUUGGUUUUCUUUGGUUUUGUCCUAGGGCAGUUUUGCUGGUUUCCAGGGUCCAGAGCUUUAGAAGGAAAUUUUUGGUUUCUCUAACCUGAAUUUAGUUUAAAACAAAAAAAAAAAAAAAAUCCUCCAGAUGUCAAAGUGUAGAAAUGUUUGGUUUUUUUUUUCUGGAGCAACUGACUUUCCUUGGGUUUAAAAAUGUCAGAAAGGGUUUAACAAAACAGCAAACAAACUCUGGUUUACCAAGAAUCUCUCUCCAGACAAAAUCAACCUGAGCACGCUGAAGGGUCAGGGGCAGCUGACCAACCUGGAGCUGGAUGAGGAGGUGCUGCAGAAUGUUCUGGAGCUGCCCACCUGGCUCGCCAUCACCAGGGUCUACUGCAACAAGGCCUCCAUCAGGAUCCAGUGGACAAAGCUGAAAACACACCCAAUCUGCCUGUACCUGGACAAGGUGGAGGUGGAGAUGAGGACAUGUGAGGAGCCUCGGCCGCCCAAUGGACAGUCCCCCAUCGCUCUCGCUGCUGGACAGAGUGAAUAUGGCUUUGCUGAGAAGGUCGUGGAGGGGAUGUUUAUUGUUGUCAAUUCCAUCACCAUCAAGAUUCACUCCAAGGCCUUUCACGCUUCUUUUGAGCUGUGGCAGCUCCAGGGCUACAGUGUCAACCCCAACUGGCAGCAGAGUGACCUGCGCCUCACCCGCAUCACGGACCCGCAGAGGGGAGAGGUUCUGACGUUCAAGGAGCUCACCUGGCAGACCCUGAGGAUAGAGGCAGAUGCCACGGAAAAUGGUGAUCAGGAUCCUGUCACCACUCCUCUGAGACUCAUCACCAACCAGGGGAGGAUCCAGAUCUCUCUCAAGAGAAGGACCAAAGAUUGCAACGUGGUGGCCUCCAAGCUGAUGUUUCUGCUGGAUGACCUGCUCUGGGUGCUGACAGACUCUCAGCUGAAAGCAAUGAUGAAAUAUGCUGAGUCUCUGAGUGAAGCCAUGGAGAAAUCUGCUCAGCAGAGAAAAAGCUUGGCACCAGAGUCUGUACAGAUCACCCCCCCUGCUCCCAGUGCCCAGCAGUCCUGGGCUCAGCCCUUUGGAGCCAGCCCCAACGCCAGCAGCAUCGGGCAGUACUUUGACAAGCACGACAUGAAGGAAUCCUCCUACCACCUGCUCAUCUCCCGCCUGGACCUGCACAUCUGCGACGACAGCCACGCCCGGGAGGCAGGUGCUCUGAAGCAUGGGAUGCUGGGCGGUGCCAUCCAGCUGACCUUCAGGAGGAUGGCUUUUGAUUAUUAUCCUUUCCACAGGGCAGGAGAUGCCUGCAAGCAUUGGGUGAGGUACAGUGAAGCAAUGGAGACUCGGGGACAGUGGGCAAAGAAGUUGGUCAGUGAAUUUCAAAGCAAGAUGGAGAAGCUUUAUGAAGAAACAGACCCUGUGUUUGCCAGGACUCCAUUUUCCCCUUUCAAAAGGAAACCAGAGCCUCCCCAGAGUCCCCAGAGGAGCCCCCCAGAGAAGGGCCGGGCUCCCCCCACGAGCCUGCCGCGGCUGCGGCACCCGCCCUGGCAGCGGCUGCGCUCCAGCUGCGUGGUGGUGCGGGUGGAUGACCUGGAUGUGCACCAGGUCUCUACAGCUGGGCAGCAAAGUAAGAAACCCUCCACCUUGCUUUCCUGUAGUAGAAAAAUCUUCAAACUCCCUGACCAGGUCUCUGCAAUCCACAUUGAAUUCACAGAAUAUUACUUCCCAGACAAUCAGGACUUUCCAGUUCCAUGCCCAAACCUGUACAUGCAGCUGAACGGCCUGAUGCUCACCCUGGACACUCCGAGUGUGCUCUGGAUAAACCUCUUCUGCCUGGAUCUGUGUCGCAGCCUGGAGCAGUUCAAAGCCAUCUACAAGCUGGAGGACUCGGGCAAGCGGGAUGAGCACGUGGAUGUCCGGCUGGACGGCUUCAGGCUGAAGCUCAGCAUCCCCGUGGAUAAGAAAGUCACGGACCACCGGGACCGGCCACGGGCCCUGUGUGUUUGCAUGUCAGAGGUGACAGCCACCAACACCCGCCACGCUCCCUCCUGCAGCUGCCAGGACCUGCAGAGCCUCUUCCGGAAAUUCGCGGGCUCGGAGUUCUUCCACUGCAGCUACGCCGAGUUCCCCCGGGAGCAGGACAGGUUCAGCCUCCUGCACACCCUGUUCCUGCGCCACGCCUACCACGUGCAAGACAGGCCACAGAAGCAGCCAGGCUUUCCCCAGCUGCCUCACAAAACCUCUGCCUCUGAGGAUCUCUGGUCUGUGAAUUUCACUGAGCUCUCCCUGGGAUUUGAGGGGGCCGAAAGCUCCAAGGGCAGAGCCCUUAGUUUUAUUGACCCUUUUCCCCUUUCCAUAUGGGCCUGCCUGCCCAAGAGGUGGGGGCAAGCUCAGAUAUCUAAACGACAGGAGCUGGCCACCUCUGAGGUGAAAAUCAAGCCUUCUGCCAGCUUUAGCCACCACUCCAAGAACGAGAGCCUCUCCAGAGAACACGGUGUUUGUCAAAGAUCAAAGACUGACCAGGAUCUGAGGAAUAUCUAUAAGGCUCCAGACACGAUGGAUGUCUUGGGAGAAUCUGACCGUGAAGUUGAUGAUGGAGUAGACAGUAAAGAGCUGGAGGCCUCUGCUGAUAUCCACGUGCUCAUGUCCUCCUCUGUCCAUGUCAAAGUUCGGCUCAACCACUACCAGUACCUGGUGCUGCUCAGGAUGAAGGAAGUUCUGCAAGCACUGCAGGAGCAGCUGGCCCAAGAUACCCAGGAAAUGACUGGGUCUCCUUUAGAUCCCAUGUCUGCUUGUGUGGGAGUUAUGUUCCCCAGUGCUGAGGUGGCCCUGCUCAUGACCCCUGCUCCAGGGUCUGUCGUGGAGCCCAGGUCCCUGGACUCGGACACAACCAGCCUGAUCGAGUCCGAGCUCUCACCCUCAGACAGCAAGGAGGGGCUGGCAGCUGAAGAGAAGGAGCUGAAAUCAGAGAGCAGUUCGGACAAGGGCUUAGGCAGCACCUCAGAGCUCCCAGAGGACAGUGGGAUCCAGGACGCUGGUGCCAGCGUCCCGCUGGAGAGGCUCCCGAGGUCCGCGAGCGACGGAGCCCUGAGCGCAGCUCCCCGCGGUAAGGGCGCAGAGGAGAAAGGCUUGAUAGAGGAGGCACACGAAGCUGUGGAGGCCCUGGUUGCAGACAGACCAGCAGAGACCAGCAGCCACCCUCAGAGCCCCCCUGCUCUCCCUUCCAGCCCAGCCUCGGACACGCAGCCCUCGGGCAGAGGAGGUGUCGCCCUCAAUGGCCAGGCUGAGCUCAUCCCGCUGCGGAGCAUCGAGGAGGAACUCUCCAGUGCACUGCACAUCACCAAGGAUGCCACGAAGGAAGCUCUGCACGCCACCAUGGACCUCACCAAGGAGGCCAUGUCCCUCACCAAGGAUGCCCUGAGCCUCAGCCGGGACAAGAUGACCUCCACCAUGCAGAGGAUGCUGUCCCUGCCCCCGGCCAGGGAUUCUGUGCCCAAAGCAGAGGAGGGAGCCGUGACCCCGGGCGGGGCGGGCGGCGGCCGGAUGCGUUUCUUCUCCAUGAAGAGGACCUCAUCCCAGCAUUCCUUUGACACCACAUCCGUGGAUGGCAGUGGCCCUGAGGACGGGCUGUCCGUGGACAGUGAUGGCAGCGAUGGCUUCGUGAUGCUCACAGACUCUGAACCCAGCCUGGACCCCCUUCCUUCAGGGCAGCUCCCCCAGGCCCACAAUGACACGGGCAGCAGGAGCAGCCUGGUGGCAGAGGACGAGGGUGGAGUGUCCCCUGAGGUGAACAGCUCCACGUCCCAGAGUGAAGACCCCAGUCUGCAGCUGGUGUCUGUCCUCGUGCUGAAGAUGAAGGAUGUGAACUGUGCAAUGGAGGUACAAGGAGAUGAUUUGUCUGUGGCUUUACAAGUGAUGAACAUGGUUCCAGAGCAGCUGAACAACGUUGGCAUGUGGCAGUUCCUGCGUGGCUACGUGGCUCUAGGAGACCCAGGUGUGGAGAAGGCUGCGAGCCCCGAGGGCAGGCAGCCCCAGCCCCGGGCGUGCCUGCGCCUGCAGUGGGGCCCGCGCGCCGCCGCUUGCUCGCCGCUGGCCGAGCGCAACGGCUUCCUGCAGCUGCUGCUGCACAGCCCGUGCACUGAGCUCUGCACCUCCUGCCUCGCCAGCCUGGGACCCUUCCUGGAGGAUGAGAUCAUCCCGGAGGUCAUCCCCAUGGAGAUAGAGGUGGUGGAUGCCAAAAUCACGUUGAAGGAUGACAGCCCCCCAGUGUACCCCACCUCCCCUGGCCCUGUCCCCAUCACCUUGGCAAUGGAUCACGUCGUGGUGAGGCGCAGGGAUGACGGUGUCUUCUAUCUCACAGCUUCCCAGGGGAAGGACUCAGUGAAACAGGAAAAACCUGUGUCAGUCCCUGAGGAGCAGAAGGCCCCAUCAGAGUCUGUCUCACCAGCCCCAGCAGCAGGAGCACGUGGGCUGCAGCUCAAGCAAGUGCCAGAGUUGCAGAGGGAGCUCCAGACCAUGAAACUGGCCCUGGCAGAAGCCAACAUGGACAAGGCUCGCCUUCUGCAGGAGAUCAGGAAGUACAACCCCCUGUUCCAGCUCUGACCCUGCCAGGGACAGGCACCAGCACCAGCAGGGCAGGUUUGGUCGUUUCGCUGCCAAACGGGUCCAACUCCAGGACUGGAGCCAGCUGUGGCUGCAGACUGGGCACGGGAGGGAGAGAGGAAUGGGAGCAGUGAGGAGCAGUUUGCUCUGCUCUGGCCUGGGAGUGCUGCACUGAGCCAGGGUGUGUCACCCCCCGAACACCAGCUCAGAUGUGGGGGGACACCCCAUGUCCCCUCAUCUCUGCGUGGCUUUCCAGCUUUUGUGGUGACAUCUGGAGAUGGUCCAUGCUGGGGUUUCUGCUCAUUUCACCCUUCCUCGUUGUGUUCCUGCCCAGCUGUGCUCGCCAGGGCCCGCAGCAGGAGCAGGGGGGUCACUUGAGCACCUGGGCAGUGACAGGACAGGGGUGGCAGAAAGGCCAGGGCUCUGCUGGGAGAGCAGAGCUCUGUCUCUGGAAACAGGGAUGGGAUUCCCACUGUGGAGUGAGGGCACACAGCUCACUCUUCCCACAAGAACAGGGGCAGGAUAGUACAGAAACUCCUUCAGCUUCCCUUUCCCACCAGUAAUUCCUUGUGUAGAGAUGGAUGCAGUGUAUGGGACACAGUCCAUUCCCACUUCAUCCCAGUGUUUGGCUUCAUUGGUGCAGGCAUUAAUUCCUUACAAGGCACUGUCAAAGAAGGGAGUGAGGUUGGUUCAGUCUCAGGAGGUGUCCUGGGUGUUGUUGGGAUGCACCUUGUCCCCAGAGCUUUGUGUGCCCGAGUUCCCCAGUGGGAGGAGGAGGAGGAGCAGCCGUGGCUGCUGAGGAAGGAGCUGUGGGGUUUUCAGCCCUGGGUGGAAUCUUUCAGCAGGGCUGAGGGGCUGCCUGGGAUGGGACCCCAGAACCACCUGGCAGCCCUGAUCCCAAAAGAACUGGAACACACCCGUGUGGAGCAGCUCCCUGUGGCACUGCUGGGAACUGCCCGAGCAGAAGCUGGAUUCUGUUUCACCAAACCUUUGUGCUGCUCCCUCUCCCUGUGGGGAGCAAGAGCUCUGAGAUCUGCUUGCCUGAGGUGGAAUGCCACGGUAUUCCUGCUUUUUCUUCAUUAAUUGCUUGAAAAUGGGAGGUUUCUCCCUUCUGCUUUUUCAAAUUUUCAUGAUUUUGUGUGAGUAGGGGAAAGGUAUGCCAAGGCUUUGCCCAGCCUGCAGGGUCCCACAGCUCCUCCCUCGUGUGCAGGCUGAGCACAGCUGGGGCCAGGUUGUUUACAGCAAAUUCCUUGCUCCAGCACCUUCAGCCAGCGGGUUUUGUUGAAGAAUUCAACAUUUCCUUUGCUUUGAAGACCCAGUGAAAAGGACUGUAACCCAAAACCCACACACGAGGGAGGACAACACCUCCUGGGUCCCCACAGACUGUAAAUAUCCAAGUUUACUUUGUGGAGCCUCUUAUUUAAGGAUUCCUCCUCUGUUCCAGUGAGACCCAGGGAGUCCUGCCUGGCUCAGGGGCCGUGGGAGAGCUCGUGGCCUCAGCGCCUCUCACAGGGUCAGGAGCAGCUCCCAGGGCCCCUGGAAGGGGAGGAGGGGGGGAAUGUGCAAAUCUGAACUUGAAUUUUAGGCAGUAUUGCAACUUUGCUGCAGUUUGUUUCCACUGAUGCAUUUAUUGGUUCUAUGAACCAGGAGCAGAAUUAAACUCAUUAACCUCC
Messenger RNA from Motacilla alba alba, 8814 nucleotides. It is a transcript of the gene BLTP3A, whose product is annotated as UHRF1 binding protein 1. The coding region runs from base 3002 to 7141 and encodes 1379 amino acids. NCBI's taxonomy places the organism in Eukaryota, Metazoa, Chordata, Aves, Passeriformes, Motacillidae. The transcript is spliced from 21 exons. The record is from RefSeq and is a predicted model, not a curated record. Gene Ontology annotation, molecular function: histone deacetylase binding.